CUUCAAUCUAAUUUAUGGCAUUUCCUAUAACUUGCAUGUUUAAAGAUCUCGGUAUUUUUGUUUUAACAUCUUUAAUCAGCUAAAAUUGUCCAAUUGUUGGACUCUACUGUUGAACAUUUUGUCUGACGUCUUCUAAAAUGAAACACUAUUGCUAUCAAUAUCUCCUCCCCCACGACCAACCACGAACGUUUUAAAUUGUUUACUUCCAAAUUGCAUUAUUUGUGUCUGUUUUCUAAAUCAUUGAGUUGAUCUUUUGUUUUUCUUAUUCCUUUAACACAUAAAAUUAUUUUAGACUUGAAAGAUAACAAGAGAAAAAUGAGUGGAUUUGUUGCUGUGCAUACCGGUGCAGGCAACAAUAUCGAUGAAACCAAAUAUCAGCGUGUAAUUAAAGAAGCCUGCAUCCGGGCGACCGAAAUUUUAAAAAAUGGAGGCUCCGCGCUGGACGCCUGUGAGAUGGCUAUCAUGCGGUUGGAAAACUGUGGCAGCACCAAUGCCGGAUUCGGGUCCAAUCUUACAUGGGACGGGAAGGUCGAAUGCGAGGCAUCCAUAAUGGAUGGGUCUAAUUUACAAUUUGGGGCAUGUACAAAUGUGUCCACAGUGAGAAAUCCCAUUCAGCUGGCACGUAUCAUAUGCGAUAGACAAUCGAAAAUGCUCUCAAUGCAAAGAAUUCCACCGAUGGUACUUGCUGGGGAGGGUGCUGCCGAAUACGCAUCCGAGGUUGGAUGUACUAUGAUCGAAGCUGACAAAAUGAUCUCGUCCAAGGCAAAAAUCUGCUACAAUCACUACAAGACUAAAGUGUCUGAUUGCGAGACUGGUUAUAGCGUCAAAUUAAGCUCCUUGGACACGGUGGGAGCAAUUUGUGUUGAUGAAGAUGGCAAUUGUGCUGCCGGAUGCAGCUCUGGUGGGCUGGUUCUCAAGUUACCGGGACGAGUUGGACAAGCGGCCACUUAUGGUGCAGGAUGUUGGGCUACAAGCACUCCACAUAUGUCGGUUGCUACAUGCACCACUGGUAAUGGCGAGUAUCUAAUGAAGACACUUCUUGCCAAAGAAAUUUGCACUGAUCUUAUAUCAUCCGAGUGCGGAGUGACCAGUCUACACAGAGUAUUUAAACAAAAGUUCAUCGAUUCUCCAUUUCUGCCUGCAGACCAAGAUUUGUAUGGUGGUGCAUUAUCUCUGGCCUUCCAUCCGCAAUCAAAUUGCGGUGAAGUUAUUUGGAGUCAUACCACAAAAUCAUUCUGCCUUGGUUUCAUGAGUACUGAAUACAAAGGACCCAAGUUUUUGCUAUCACAGCUGCCAACUUACUGCAUACCAGGUAAAUCGAUUGUUGUAAAUGGACAACCUUUUAGUUUUAAAGACUAACUACGACCUUGCAUUUUUUUAAUAUUAUGUAUUUUCUGGAUGUGUUCUUUUGUACAUAAUAAUUUAUUGACACUUUUCAAAAACUUCUUCCCGAUCCUGGAAUUUUGUAAUGUGUUCGUCUUUAUAACAACCCGACUUAUGUUAAGGUAUUAAAAUUAUGUCUUAUUGUAUGAACAUUUAUAAUAAUAAUAAUAUAUUCCUAUAUACUUUUGUAAACUCAACCAAAGUGUUAUGUGCGUUAUUC
Molecule: messenger RNA, 1603 nt
Organism: Eupeodes corollae
Lineage: Eukaryota; Metazoa; Arthropoda; Insecta; Diptera; Syrphidae
Gene: Tasp1
Product: threonine aspartase 1
Exons: 3
Coding region: 316-1359 (347 amino acids)
Biological process (GO): protein maturation
Molecular function (GO): threonine-type endopeptidase activity
Source: RefSeq, a predicted model, not a curated record